CCUUCUUCUCACCAUGUAGGUCUCUCGCAUACUUUAAGACCGUCCGGAUUCUCCUUCCGCCAUCUUGGAUGAACGGUACAGAUGUUGCCACGGCAACGUGGGAACGCUACUCUACCAGUGACGUCAGAAUAGCACCAGCCAAUGAGAACUUUCCUUACACAGAGAAGUUUACAGGGUGUGGUUUACCCGGGAGGUUUAUCAGCUUGACCCCGGGUUAUAUCAGCAACAGGAAAGUUGGACUGGACGCGCUUCAUGAUAUCUAUGGCACUCCGAAUAAGGUGAUAGUACACGAAUGGGGCCACUUUCGAUGGGGUCUCUUCGAUGAGUAUCCCCGGUACGACAGCUUCUAUCAAGAUCUUGAGACCGGGAACGUUGAAGCAACAAGAUGCGUCCGAUCCAUUCCUGGUGAGAUACGGAAUAUCCGAACUGGUAAGCCAUGCGGAGUGGAUGAUUAUAACAGCGAUGGACUGCCCGACUCCUCAACGUGUGUAUUCAUUGACGAUAUGGAAGCGAAGACGUACAGUGCGUCCAUCAUGUAUAAGCAAUAUCUUUCUAAUAAUGAGCAGUUUUGCGAUGAUCCCACUCGCCCCGGUGUACCAGAUACAGUCGCACAUAAUCCUAUGGCACCUAACGAACAAAACAACAAGUGUCAGCAGCGAAGUUCAUGGGAGGUACUGCGUGCGCAUCCUGACUUUGAGGACACGGAUAGUCUCGAUCCCAAACCCGUUCGUAGCACAGACCCUGAGUUCAUCAUAGUACGACAGAAGCUGCAGACUACGACUGUCCUUGUUCUCGACAUAUCGGGCAGUAUGGAAGGAGAACGACUGGUGCUCCUCCAACAGGCUUCGGCGAACAUCAUUGAGAACGUUCUCCCCAUGGGGUCACGUCUCGGCAUCAUCGCCUUCAGCGAGUACGCCACCGUGCGCCACGACAUCGUCGAGAUCGACUCGCAGGACACGCGACGGUCUCUGUUGAACAGCCUGCCGAAGAAAGCGGACGGGAGAACGAGCAUCGGCAGAGGUGUUGAAUUGGCAGUGCAAAAACUCCGUGAAUACGAGAGUGACCCAGCCGGAAGUACUCUCAUUGUGAUCACCGAUGGGGAACAGAACUCUCACCCUUACAUCCAAGAUGUCUUACAAAAGACUGACAACCUGACCGUCAACACGGUAGCCGUUGGUGGGGAAGCAGACGGAGAGCUGGAACUUUUAGCUGUGCACACCGGGGGAGAUUCCUUCUCACACACCGACAAGUCCAGCGAAAUCUAUUUGUCUUUCUUCAAGGCGGCUGCCGCUCAAAUGAGUGGAGGAAAGAGUCAAUCCCAGGUCACGGACACCGUCAUCGACGCCGACUUCGUCUCCAUCCCUCUACGAGAAACCUUCACCAACAAAUUCCACCUGGACGACGCCCUCACCGGUGGUCUUAAGAUUACCAUCGCGUACAUCUGGACCUUGAGGCCUGCCGAUGUGUCCUUUCUGCUGGUCCGGCCAGACGGCCUGCCGUUCCAUAAUUCGAAUUUGCGUCCUCCUCGUUUCACUACGGAACCUCGUUACAAGCAGAUCAAGAUCAAUCUCGGCGCAGAUGAUGUUGUGGCCGGCGAAUGGACAUUAAACGUGACUAACCAAGGUUCGUUCCAAGAUGAUUUCAACAUCGUCAUCCAACCACGAGUCAAAGAAGGGACCACGCCCAUAAUAGCCACCGCCCAGUGGGCGGUGCCUUCUGUAACCCCGCCCAAUCGACAGAUCCUGUUUGUCUUUGUGCAACAAGGUGACACACCCGUGACGGAGGCGCGAGUACAGGCUCAAGUGAGACUGAACACAAAUGCUCAAGAGAAUAACACCGUCACCAUAGUGCCUCAUGAUGACGGCAUCGGAGCGGAUAUUACAAAGGAUGAUGGGAUAUAUUCGGCGUAUUUCACGAGUUUCCUCGGAAAGGGGCGUCAUGGUGUCGAGGUUCGCGUUAGUGCCUCCCACGAAACAAAGCUUUCCAAAGGGGGUCUGGUGGGGUACGGUGCCGCGUCCAAUCCCGCCUUUGCCUCAGAAGAACGGACCAUAGUCACCGAAUACACGGGCGAUUUUCAGCGAGAGAUCACCGGCGGUAGCUUCGAAUGCACCACAACAGACUGCGGGAACAGUUCUGUAGAUCUUUACCCACCCAGCCGUAUCCACGACUUGAGUGUUGUACGGGUUCACGACGACUCUUUGGUUUUACGAUUUAGCGCACCUGGGGAUGAUUUAGCAGCCGGUUCUGCUACAAAAUACGAGAUACGUUAUUCAGCAAACUUUACAGAAAUCACCAAGGACUUCCAGUCGAGUAACAUCGUCCCUGAAAACUGGAUUACCGACUUCUCACAUCCCAGAAAAGCAGGAGCAGCGGAAAAGUUUACAAUAAAAUUAUUAGAUGACACAGUCGGAACAACCCUAAUUUUCGGCAUCGUCGCCAUCGACGAGGCGAACAAUCAAGGCGAACGCUCGAAUCUCGUCGUUUUACAGUCGACGCCGACCGCUUCCGCACAAAAGGGCUGGCCCCCGGGCGCCAUCGCAGGCGUCGCGCUGUCCAUGUUCAUCAUUCUUUUAUGUAUACUCAUCGUCGGGUUGGUGUAUGUUUGGAGGCGGAAAAGUGCGCCAUCAAAGAGCCCAUGCAACGGCCAUCAUCCAGUUUCCGUAUGACAUGGAAGAGUGUUUUCCCUUUAAAAGAAAACGAACAACCCGGCAGAAGUGGCUAGAUAACGUCUACCCUUGCACUGUAAUGCCAGACGAUCAAGUAAUAUUUGACACUCUCUGAUGAUGUCAUAUACAAUAAUAUGAUCAAAUGACUUUGACCAUCUCAAUGUCAUAGACAUUAUUCUAUUGUUUAAAAUUGAUGACGUAAUUUGCUUGUGGUAGCCGCGGUAAUAAGUACUGUGAACUGUACGGUGAUGCAACUCUGAUGGCAGCAGACAGUAGUGCAAGUUGAGAUAAUUAAUUUCUUUAUUAUACAGCAAAUAUGAACGUCUAGAACAUGAACAUGCUGGAAUCAAAUUAGAUGGAGAUACGGAGUUAAUAUAACCAUUUGGAUAUACAAAGAAAAGACGUUGAAACAGCGAAGAUAAUCCUAAAUUAUUUAUGCUCUGCAGUAGAAAAUGGAUUUUGAAUGACUGCGGAUGACAACGUUGAGGGCAGCAUAAAGAUGAUGAAAACUGCAAGCUUGGCCUUUGAACUUGGUUGAUAUUAAGCAGAAAUGGACCAACACGAAGAGAUCACAAAGGCCUGUUUUCAUCAGCCCAUAUUUACAAUUAGCGGGAUAUUUGGUCGAGAAAAUCUCCCGAUAAAUCUUGGUCUUGUUUCCAAAUCUCCCGCUAUUUAUAGCGGGCUAAUUUGCGACCGUUCGAGCUAGUUUGUGAUGAGCGUAUCGGUCUGGUGAGGACGCAAUUUCGAGCUUCUGGAUAAUAUAUUGAGUCACAAAAUUGCGGGUUAUUUGGCAAGCUCGAGCUGAUGAGAACAGGCCCAUGACACUGGUUUGGGUGACUGGACGUAUGGAAAUGGUUUCGAGUGAUACGUCGCAGACUGCAAUUCUAGGCACUGGACAACAAAAUUGUAUUGGUCCUAGAAACUCCUGGCACUGCAGCUCGUGGACUUACUAAAUCGUAUGCAUUUGGAACUGAAUGUUUCAUACAUCAUACUAGGAUGCGCUAAUUGUCGACAAUCAUUGUGAUAUCGCUAGGCCAAAAAGCUAAUCGACUCUUUUGGUGAUAUUCUAUUUAUAAUCUGACACCUCUUUCUGCAUUAUUGUACUUACACAAAAAAUGUAUGUGUGACGAAUGUGACUAAAAUACAACAUUUUUUGUGUUUCUGUAUCCAUUUUGAAAGAACGAGGGGACUGUUCACAUGCUAGAUUGUUUCCAAUUCAUACUCUUCGUCACAUUAUUUUGUAACAGUUAAUUGUGUGGUACUAUAUAAAGUUUUUUGGAGUUACAAAAUUGAAUGAUAACUUGUAACUUGGACCGUUUUGUCGAGUCCAUUAUUUAUUCAUUUUUAUUGUGUCAAAAAUGAAAAACUGUCAUGCAGCGUAUGUUUUUACAAGUGACCGAAUAUUUGUGUACGUUAAAGUGUGGAGCAACAGUGUACUUUUGCUCUACCUAUUUGUAUCAUUAAGAUUAUCAUGCAUUAUGUGGGCUACUCUAAAUCUUUCAAUUAUUUUAAAUGUCGGCAUCUUUUCUGUAUUACUUACUACAUGGUGGUUGUUAUUUACGGUGUGCUCAGUAAAAAAAAAAUCACUUCUUUGCAGCUGUCUUUGUCAGUGAUUUUUUCGGGGGGGGGGGGGGAGGGGAGGGGGCUAGGUCAAGGGUGCCGCCCGAGUAAAAUCGAAAAACUCUUUAGUUAAGCUGAUCAGUUGUUCUUGAGACGUUCCGGGCCUCCUCGGAAAACUUUUCGACUUUUUAGACUUUUUAGAAUUUAGACAGAUGAAAUCUUCCCAUAUAUCAUGGUGAAAUCACUUGGAUUUUUUAAAAAUGAUCUUAAUUCAUUUCUAAAAUAUCAGUACAUUGUACAGUUUUCAUAUUAAGCGCUUGCGUGACAGGUAAACAAUUCUAUUCAUGCUAGUUUUACCGAUCUCUAAACGUUACAAAUUCCAACUACAAAAAGGUUCAGAUUCGAACUGUUUUAUCAUAAAUUAUGACUGAGAUUAUCGUGUAUUAUUUGUAUAACUGCUUUGAAUGUAGCGAGCAAGGUUGCAUUUAGUUUGUCUUGCCAAUUUGCUAAGCUAACGAGAAUGUUAGUGAUUGUUUCAAUGUUCAUUAUUGUAGUAUCUAACAAACUUUACAUGGAAAUAAGAAAUAUAAUACUUUACCUGAACAAUUAUCACACUGUUUACAGACGUGAAUAAUCAUACAUUCUUGUAAAAGUAUUUAUUGAUAAGAAAACAUGAGAACAUAUACAACCUGUAGCUGCAUGCCUUAGUGCUGAUAGCUCGUACACUUUUUUCGCAAAUUAAACGUUUUCGAAAUAGCGAGUCGAUGUCAAUACAGUCACGACCAUUUUACACCUUCUCUCCUUUAAUAUCACCAAUUUAAAUCUUAAUACCAAUGAUAAUCAGAUUUUCUUUUCAUGAAUACGUGCUGCUAUCAAUGCAAAAUGUUUUUGUUGACACUGUUGAUUUUCCUUGCAAUUAUAGCCAAACAUAGCAUACCCUCCAAAAGGGAAUAAUGCCAAUCUUGUAUGUGUAUUUUUGAAGCCAAGUGUACAGGCUUUUUGUAUAUUGUGUAAUAUGUUAUGUCUUAUUUAUCUGCAUUUUCUAUGUCAUUUUCCAUGUUGGUGCUUUCAAUCCUCGUAUUUCAAAAGAGUUUAUUUCUUUGAGUAAGUUAUAUAUCGCUGAAAUAAAUAUUUCAGAGUAGCACAUG
Molecule: messenger RNA, 5374 nt
Organism: Strongylocentrotus purpuratus (purple sea urchin)
Lineage: Eukaryota; Metazoa; Echinodermata; Echinoidea; Camarodonta; Strongylocentrotidae
Product: calcium-activated chloride channel regulator 1
Exons: 16
Coding region: 69-2666 (865 amino acids)
Source: RefSeq, a predicted model, not a curated record